Molecule: messenger RNA, 1137 nt
Organism: Zasmidium cellare ATCC 36951
Lineage: Eukaryota; Fungi; Ascomycota; Dothideomycetes; Mycosphaerellales; Mycosphaerellaceae
Exons: 4
Coding region: 1-1137 (378 amino acids)
Biological process (GO): mRNA export from nucleus
Cellular component (GO): transcription export complex 2; cytoplasm; nucleus
Source: RefSeq, a predicted model, not a curated record
AUGUCGUCACAUCGCGACCAAGAGAGGAAAGACGCCAUUGUCCACGGCCUCAUGUCCGAUCCCGACAAGCAAAUUGGUCUCUCCGAAGCGAUUACCAUUGUGGGAACCUGUCAAGAUAUGUGCCCAGAGAAUGAGAGGGUGCUGAGGACAGUGCGCAACGAAGUGUGGGCUGAAGAGAAGGACACAAACCAGGCCGCAGCCGGCUCUUCUACUGCAGAGCCAGACGAGGCUCGCAUGGUCAAGGCUUUCAGAAGGUCUGCUGCAGGCGAUGAAGUACAAUUGCCCUCCGAUCUACGCCCUCCAGCAGUGUUGAAGCGAACUUGCGACUAUCUUUUCAACGAGGUCAUUGGAAAUGCGCCUGCUCUAGAAAAGGUGCACCAUUUCGUCUGGGACAGGACUCGGGCGAUUCGAAACGACUUCUCUAUCCAACAGCUCACGAAGUUGGACGACGUGCGGAUCGCCAUUGACUGCUAUGAGCGGAUUGCGCGCUUCCACAUGAGUUCGCUUCACGAGCUAGCCGGUCCGACUAAGCCGUAUGCCAAAUACGAUCCUCAGCAAGAGAGGGAGCAAUUGGAUAGGACUUUGCUCUCCCUCAUGCAAUACUACGACGAUACCCGAGGACGUUUGGACCUGCAACAUGAGGCCGAGUUUCGUGCGUACUGCGUGAUACUCCAACUUCGCGACCCCACUCCAGACCUUGAAGACCGUGUUCAGAGUUGGCCGUCUUCUAUUGCAAUGCACUACCGCGUUCGAACUGCCGUUGAUGUAUACGCAGCAGCUUGCAGCACGAUCUGGCCAGAGGGACCCAUUGACAAAACACAGCAUGUCAUUGCUCGACAGGACUGGGACAAAUUCUGGAAACUCGUCGAGUCUCGAAAAGUGUCUUUUCUGCUGGCAUGCGUCGCAGAGACUCAUUUCAUGAUGAUUCGUGAAAUGGCUCUGAGUGCUAUAGUGCGAUCGGCGAGAGUUACGAAGAAGAAGGAUGGCGUGUCAGAACCGAACACCGAAUGGACUGUAGACGACCUGGAUCGAUUGUUCUUUUUCGACACCGAUGAAGACUUGGAGAACUUCUGCGCUCGUCAAAUCGGUUCUUGUGAACAACAAGAGACAUGGCAGAACGUUGCCUGCAAUCAUUGA